Molecule: messenger RNA, 2019 nt
Organism: Pestalotiopsis fici W106-1
Lineage: Eukaryota; Fungi; Ascomycota; Sordariomycetes; Amphisphaeriales; Sporocadaceae
Exons: 4
Coding region: 1-2019 (672 amino acids)
Molecular function (GO): flavin adenine dinucleotide binding; oxidoreductase activity, acting on CH-OH group of donors
Source: RefSeq, a predicted model, not a curated record
AUGCGGACGUACACGGCCAUUGCAGCAGGAUUGCUGCUUGCGAAUAGCGCAGUGUCCUUAUCUGUGCCAUGGCGUUUCACAACACCAAAGCCCCGACACAAUCCUUUCCUAGGCAAGAGAGAUUCGUUGGAGGGAUACGACUAUGUGGUCGUCGGUAGUGGACCGGGUGGCGGUCCUACCGCUGCCAAUCUCGCCAUCGCCGGGUUCAAGGUUCUCCUCAUCGACGCUGGUGGUGACCAAGGAACAGAGUUGAUCGAGGAAGUUCCCGCCUUGAACCUCGCCUCGACUGCUUAUGCCGAGACUGAAUGGGCUUUCUACGUUUGGCACCACCCAACUCUGGAGGAGCAGGCUCAGGACACGAAAAUGACCUACCUGCUACCGGAUGGAACUGAAUAUACUGGAUUGAACCCUCCCGAGGAUGCCGAGCCUCUAGGUAUUUUGUACCCCAGAUCCGGCACUCUGGGUGGAUGCUCUCGACACAAUGCUCUUGUCACCAUUCAGGCAUUCGAUAGUGACUGGGAUGGCAUCGCCGAGCUCACUGGAGACGACACUUGGAAGGCGGCCCAUAUGAGGACGUACUGGCAGAAGAUCGAGAAGAACCACUACAUCCCAUCCAGCAUUAUCGGACAUGGUUUCAGCGGAUGGUACGACACGUCGUUGACCUCGCUGAUUACCGCCGUCAAGGAUCUGAAGCUCGUAUCGCUCAUUGCUGCAUCGGCCACCGCCAUGGGUCAGACCGUUCUGACUGCUCUUCUGACCACUGUCACGGGUCUGGCGGGCGUCUUGCUGACCGAUAUCAACGCUCCUGGUCAACUGAAGAUUCAGGGAGUAUACCAGAUUCCUCUGGCCAUGCGGGACAGCAAGCGCGGCGGUGCCAGAGAUCACAUUAUUGACACUGCCAACGCUGUUAACGCCGACGGCUCGCGCAAGUACCAACUGGACAUUAAGCUUGAUACCUUGGUGACCAAAAUUAUCUUUGACGAGAGCGGUGACGUGCCCGUGGCUACUGGUGUUGAGUUCCUAGAGGGUAAAAGUCUGUACCGUGCCGAUCGCAGAAGUUCGACUGCAAGCCCGACUGGCAACGGUACAGUCACUGUCAACCGCGAGGUUAUCAUUGCUGGCGGCGUUUACAACACCCCCCAGCUGCUAAAGCUGAGCGGAGUUGGGCCAAAGGACGAGCUCGAGAAGUGGGACAUUCCUGUCGUGGUUGAUCUUCCUGGUGUUGGCCUCAACCUCCAGGACCGAUACGAACAGACUCUCAUUGGCGAGACGCCUUCCAACUUUUCUCUCAUUGACGGAUGCACAUUCAUGACCACUGAGGACGACCCUUGCCUCACGACUUACCUCGAGAACGAUGAUCAGACUGCCAAGGGUGUAUAUGCCUCAAACGGUAUUGCUUUGGGUAUCAUCAAGAAGUCCAGCGCCGCCGAGACCGACGACCCCGACCUGAUCAUCACUGGUGGCCCCGCUAACUUUCCCGGUUACUACCCUGGCUGGAGCGAGGAGGCUCUCAAGGAUCACGUGCAUUGGUCCUGGAUCGUUCUCAAGGCCCACAGCCGCAACAAUGCCGGCAACAUUACUCUCAAGUCGACCGACCCGCGGGACAUGCCCGUCAUCAACUUCAACUCAUUCCAGGUCGGCGGCGACGAGGACCUGCAGGCCGUGGCCGAGGGUCUCGAGUUUGGUCGUCGCGCCUUCAAGGACGUGAUUCCCCUCGAUGGCGGCUUCACUGAGGUUUGGCCUACGGAGGAGACGGCAUCCACCACGGAAGAGCUCAAGGAGUACGCCCGUCGUGAAGCCUGGGGUCACCACGCCUCUUGCUCGUGCCCCAUUGGCGCCGACGACGACGUCAAUGCGGUCCUGGAUACCAACCUCAAGGUCCGCGGCACCAAGAACCUUCGUGUUGUAGAUGCCAGCGUCUUUCCCAAGAUCCCUGGCUUCUAUAUCGCGCAGCCCCUGCACCUUGUUGCUGAGAAGGCCAGCGAUGUUAUUAUUCAGGAAGCCAAUGCUUCGGCAUAA